AUGUCCAUGUCCGAGAGUGUCGACCUCGACAUUGUUGACGAUAUCAUCGACAGAGCCCGUGAUGCGACCUCCUUCGCCCAAGUCCAUGAUGCAUACACCCGUGUGCUGGAGGCCAACGGCAUCCGCCCGUCGAGCGACAAAUCAUACUACCAGUUCCUGCUCAAGCUCGGCAUGAUCCGCGCGCGAACGUGGGGUGAGCGAUGGGAUGUCUGGCGCUCCAACAAUGGGGUUAGCCUUGCUCCUCCUCCCGUCAGCCCACGGCCUCACCCACUGCGUGCGCGACUGCCCUUCCUCGCGAGCGCGAGCUCGGAUUUGGACGAGGGUUUUGGAGCCGACUCGGAGCAAGGGAGCGAGGUCGGUGUGACCGGCCGUGAGAGCCCGAGGAAGGUGAUGCACCGCUCGCUGGUUGGGUUUGUUCCCUCCGAGGCCGAUGGCGACGUCACGCUGCCGCUGAGAACUUCCACCCCAGUGGCUGCGCAGUUCAGUGCAUACCGCGAGCGGACCCGGGGUCCAAGCACGCCCACUCCCCCACCAUAUCCCGAAAGCGACGUCUCACAGACGACGCUCCGCUCACCCACCGAUGGAAUCACACCUCGAGCACGUAACCGUUUCAUGCCACAUCUGCAGGUCGUAGAUGUGCCCGAUCUCGAUCCCACCGUCGUACGGCAGAUGGAGGCGCAGGCCGACGCGUGGUAUCGCAUUACUCUGCUCGGGCGGUGCUGCGAGUGGUGGUUCAAGGCAGCAGAGCGGAUCAUCCGCAUCAACGCACAGAUCGACAGCGUCCGCACCACUAUCAACCUCCGGAAGGCGCUUCAAAAGUGGCAGGUUGCCACGGAGUUCCGCCUCGAGCAGCCCGGCACUGCUGACUCCCAUUACGCCGCCCGCCUACAGAGCCAGGUAGUCCGUCGGUGGCUCACGAGCUUGAAGGAGCGCCGCGUCGAGGCCAGGGGCGCCUAUAUGGCCAAGUCGAAGGAGCGCCAGGUGGUGCAUGGCGCUUGGAUCUCCUGGCGGGCCAAGCUGGCGAAACGCACGACCAAACGAUGGGAGGAGGACAUCCGCGAGCGCGAGAAGGCGUCUGUGCAGCGCCGUGACGCGCGCCUGGCCGCGCAAGUGUUUGACAGGUGGCGAGACCAGACGCGCGAGCGUGCGGCAGACAAGUAUGCCGUCCAGACGACACUGAGUCGAACGCUGUUCAAGUGGCACUCGCAGACUGUCAAGCUGCACAGUUUGGGUCGCAGGAUAUCGGACUGGGAGCGACAGCACGGUACAGCCGUUCUCGCCGACUCCUUUAGGUUGUGGAGGAAGAAGUCGAUCCUUGGUCCGAUACAACACCAUGUCAGUGCGCACCGUAACGGAAUGGUGCUCGCACGCGCGUGGUCGCAAUGGCGACUGAAGACCACGCGACAGCGCCAAGCGCACACGUUCGACGACACUCGCCUCAUCAACCUGACCUUGACGCGGAUGAAGAAGUCGGCCCGGAAAGCUCGCCUGCGUAACCGCAAAGCCAUGGAAUUCGCCGACCUCCGCGACGACGAGUUAAUGCGUUCGAUGCUCACGUCAUGGGUGCGAGAGGAGCGCAGCAAGCUGCUCGAACGCGUUAUAGAGAGUCGGCGCGUGCGCGGGGCCCUCAUCACGUGGAAGAACAAGCUCGGGAAAGUGCACGAGCUAGAUGCCAAACUACCGCCGUUCGCUGAAGCGUCCAACGUGCGGUCCCUGCAAUCUGCACUGAGUAGAUGGCGUGACAUGACGGGCCAGAGGCGCAAUGCGGCGCUCAAGGCGGACUUGAUUUACGAGGCCCGCACAAAGGCAUCGUCGUUCGUGAAGUGGACAGCUGCUAGCGCACAGGCCGCCGAGAACAUCGCGACGGCGGACAAGGCGUACGCCUUCUUCACGCUCCGGUCGGUGUUCAAGAAGUGGGAGACGAAGUGCGCCCAGGCGAGUGUGGAGCGCAAGGUCACCGAGUUGAACCACCGUCAGCGGAAGAGGGGCCUUACUGCAGCGAUGACUGCCUGGCGCAACGCCACGGCGCAGAGGAUUGUGGACCGCACUAUGGUUGUCCAGUUCCAAGCCAAGCAGGACCAGCGCGUCCUCGCGCGCUCUCUGAACCUCUGGACGACACGCGUCGUGGAGAUCAAAGCCAGAGAACUAGACAUGGCGGAGCAGCGCAAGGUCAACAUCCUCAGUGGCGCGUUCAAACGUUGGCGCAACGCGCGGAAACGCCAAACAGACCUCGAGGCGCUGAUGGAAAGCGUCAUCGACGUCAAGCGAGAACAAAUCCUUCGCCGGUCCAUGGCGCGCUGGUCGUUCCGCGCGCACCUGGCACAGGACCUACGCCACCGCGCCGACUUCUUACAGGCCGAACGCGACCAGAGACUCCUCCUAGACACUUUUGGUACAUGGUACGACAAGCGACGGGAGCGUGAGCUACGUCCGGCGGAGGAGGAGACUCGGCUGCGGCACGAGGACGCCCUGAUGUUCUCGGUGUUUGACAAGUGGGUCGCCCAGUCGCGCAACCUCGUCGCCGUGCAGUUUGACCAGCGGCGCGUGCGGGCGUCCGUCUUGCCUCGCUGGCAGCGGGCGUUAGAGCGGCACCGCGAGUUAAAGCGUGUUGCUGCAGAUCAUGACCGGCGGCUCAUGGUUGACGCGUUAUCUGUGUGGAAGAGUGCGUACCGCGCCAAGAUGGCCAAGAAGCCGUACCGUGCGCGUCGGCGGCUGCAGGGGUCUUCGUUCGACGAGUCAGUGUACGGCAGAAGGUCGCCUCUCGACGAGCCACGCUAUGGCCGGCGGUCGCCAGGCCUGCCCGAGGUGGAACGAGUGCGGGAGCGAGCAAAGCCCAAAGCACGCCCGUCACUCCCCAACCUCGGUCGUACGCCCGUUCCACGUCGCUCAUUAGCCCGCGACGCUUCACCGGUGUGCGCUUCAGCUUCCGUCUCGAGCGAGCCCGCGUACAGUCGGUUGCGGAGCGAGCUGCGCGGUCCUUGGUCCGGGUCCGGGAGAGAGGCGAUAGCCGGCGCGGCGAGCGAGGGCCGCCUAUCUGGCGUCGCGUCGCGUGUGGCAAGUGGUUCAUCACGCGGAUCCGAGGACAGGCAAGAGAAGGAGAAGAGUCCGGGAAUGUCGGAGCUUGUUCGAGCUCUUCGUGGCCGCGUGUAG
This is a messenger RNA of Cutaneotrichosporon cavernicola, 3150 nucleotides long. RefSeq lists its product as uncharacterized. Bases 1 to 3150 code for a protein of 1049 amino acids. NCBI's taxonomy places the organism in Eukaryota, Fungi, Basidiomycota, Tremellomycetes, Trichosporonales, Trichosporonaceae. The record is from RefSeq and is a predicted model, not a curated record. The transcript is spliced from 7 exons.